AUGAAGGCGGUCGUAGUGGCGGCGGCGGCAUUAGGCUUCGCCCCAACCGCCUACGCCGAGAUAGUGCAAUCGUGCCCCUCGUCUGAUGUCUGCUACUCCCUCAGUAUACCAGACGAGACCGCCAGCUCUGGCAAGGGCGACAUCUACUUCCAACUCAGCUGUCCGACCUCGAAUCAAUAUGUUGCUCUGGGACAGGGCUCGCAAAUGGCUGGAUCCAACAUGUUCGUCAUGUAUACCUCUGCAGAUGGCACCAACGUCACCGUCUCGCCAAGAAUCGGCACAGGCAAUGUCAUGCCUCUGCACGACACGAGCGCAGAUAUCGAGGUACUGGAGGGCUCAGGAGUGAGCAACGGUAUCAUGACUGCGAACGUGCGAUGCAGCAACUGUGAUAGCUGGAGCGGCGGAUCGAUGGACUUCUCGUCCUCGAGCGCCACCUGGAUCUGGGCUAUCAAGUCUGGAUCCAGUCUCGAUUCCGACGACUUGAGCGAGAACAUCGGUAUGCACGACAGCGCUUCGUCUUUCACGUUUGACCUGUCAAGCGCAGCGGGUGGCAGCGCCGACGUCAACCCGUUCGCUUCAGGAUCGAACGCCACGACUACUUCGAAAUCCGGCUCUGGCACCAUCCCAGCGACAUGCACUCCGAUCACAUCCACAUCCAGCACCGCAUGCCCAACGCAAUGGCCACCGAACUCCGCCGACGGCCCACCAGCUUCUCGUCCAACCUGGCCAGCGUCCUGCUUCCCCGGCGGAGGUCACCGAUGGCGCGGCAGCGGCCCACCAAGGGAGAACAACAAGCUCAAGCAAAAGCGCGACGACGGCUGUCCAGCCGGCUACGAAGCCAAUAGCGCAGCUAGCUCCUACCCCGGCGGCGGCUCAAGCAACUGGAACACCCUUGUCCUCGCCCACGGCGUCCUCGCCUGCCUAGCCUUCGUAGCACUCUUCCCGAUCGGCGGCAUCCUGAUCCGCGUCGCCAACUUCACCGGGCUGAUAUGGGUGCACGCAGCCCUGCAAAUCCUGGCAUUCGCCAUCUACAUCGCCGCCUUCGGCAUGGGAGUCUACCUCGCGAUGCAGGCGCGCCUAAUCGGCUCCACGCACCCGAUCAUCGGGAUAGUUCUGCUGAUCAUCCUCGUCGGACAACCGAUCUUCGGCUGGCUGCAUCAUAAACUGUUCAAAAAGUACGGGCACCGCACGCUAUGGUCCUACCUGCAUCUCUGGCACGGGCGAGCGGCCAUUUUGCUGGGAAUGGUCAACGGAGGGCUCGGGCUGGCGCUCGCGCGGGCGGGGAGGAGUGCUGUGAUUGCUUAUUCGGUCGUUGCGGGCGUUGUGGGCGUGGUGUAUAUUGCUGCGGCUGUGAUGGGGGAGAUGAGGAGGAAGAGGCGGACGCCGCCAAGUUAUGAGAAGAGUCAGAGGGAGUAUCGGAGGGAUGAUGUGAGUAGUCACGAGAGCGGGAGACGGAGAGAGUAUUAUGGGCCGGAUGAGAGGCGUGGGCGGUGGUGA
This is a messenger RNA of Saxophila tyrrhenica, 1497 nucleotides long. RefSeq lists its product as uncharacterized. The transcript is spliced from 2 exons. The coding region runs from base 1 to 1497 and encodes 498 amino acids. The record is from RefSeq and is a predicted model, not a curated record. NCBI's taxonomy places the organism in Eukaryota, Fungi, Ascomycota, Dothideomycetes, Mycosphaerellales, Extremaceae.